CCGUGGGCAGAGGAAUCGCUGCAGACACGCUGUGCCAGCAAGAGGCCACCUCACCUGAGAGGAGGAAACCCACAGGUCACUGCUUUGGUCCAAAAAGCGGGGGAAAAAAACCACAAAUACAAGGAAAACAGCAACAAUGAUGCAAAAAAAAAACUUCAUUGAAGGCGUCAGUUGGAGAAUCCGCCAGUGAGGAUAUUUUUGCAGCAGCCCCACUCCAGCAAAGCUGUAAUGAUUCACAGUGACCCAUGCAAGGAGAAGCAGGAUCCCUGACCCACCUGUCAGCUCUGGGCAUCCUCCAGACAAGCUUAAAAGCAGCGGGAAGGAGAAGAGUUCAGCCAGAACCGGCUCGAAGGAGGAAAAUCGGAUCAGGUGUGGAGGGAGCAGCUCUUUGCCCAAGGGCUCCGAUGGUGCGCUGGCUCUACCUGUCCGGGCUGGUGCUCGCCGUGCUCAUCCCGGCCGGAGGGCAGCUGGCUCCUGAGGAGCUGCGGCACCUGGCCAGAUGGAAUUUGUUUGGAGCCCAGAACCCCCAGAGCUUCCCGUCCCUCAUCAAGAGACACUCAGAGGGCACCUUCACCAGUGACUUCACGCGGUACCUGGACAGGAUGAAGGCCAAGGACUUCGUGCACUGGCUCAUCAACACAAAGAGGUACAAUUGACAGGAAAUCCGGGCAGCAGCUUUCCAGCAUCAUCCACGUGGGAGCGUUGGACCUCUGCAUCAGCAGCCAGGACUGGGAACUCCAUGGGAGGGAUUUGAAGGAUUCACCCACCCCACACAUCUCUGGAGCCCUGCCCCAUGGGGAGGAUUUGAAGGAUUCACUCACCCCACACAGCUCUGGACCCAUCCCCUGCCCCAUGGGGAGGAUUCACCCACCCCACACAAAUCCUGGAGCCAUCCCCUGCCCCAUGGGGAGGAUUUGAAGGAUCCAUCCCCCACCCCACACAUCUCCUGGAGCCAUCCCCUGCCCCAUGGGGAGGAUUUGAAGGAUUCACUCACCCCACACAGCUCUGGACCCAUCCCCUGCCCCAUGGGGAGGAUUCACCCACCCCACACAGCUCCUGGAGCCAUCCCCUGCCCCAUGGGGAGGAUUUGAAGGAUUCACUCACCCCACACAGCUCCUGGAGCCAUCCCCUGCCCCAUGGGGAGGAUUCACCCACCCCACACAUCUCCUGGAGCCAUCCCCUGCCCCAUGGGGAGGAUUUAAAGGAUUCACCCACCCCACACAUCUCUGGACCCAUCCCCUGCUCCAUGGGAAGGAUUUGAUGGGUUCACCCACCCCACACAGCUCCUGGACCCAUCCCCUGCUCCAUGGGAAGGAUUUAAAGGAUUCAGCCACCCCACACAGCUCCUGGAGCCAUCCCCUGCCCCAUGGGGAGGAUUCACCCACCCCACACAUCUCUGGACCCAUCCCCUGCCCCAUGGGGAGGAUUUGAAGGGUUCACCCACCCCACACGUCUCCUGGACCCAUCCCCUGCUCCAUGGGAAGGAUUUGAUGGGUUCACCCACCCCACACAGCUCAUGGAGCCAUCCCCUGCCCCAUGGGGAGGAUUCACCCACCCCACACAUCUCUGGACCCAUCUCGUUCUCCAUGGGAGGAUUUGAAGGAUCCAUCCCCCUCCCCACUCCUGGAGCCGUCCCCUCCUCCCCAGGCACCUCCUCCUGAAAUCUGCCCCCGUGGAUCCAGCCUGGCUUCCUCUGGCUUCCUUUUCCCUGCACUUUUCCCUAAUGCCAAUAAAACCUUUGCUCAAUCCUGCUGCUGGUUCCUUCCCAAGCAUCCCACGGGGAUCUCACACACUCUCAGGGGAUUUCCAGGCUCUGACUCCCCAUUGCUGCCUCGUUUUUCCCUGAAUUCCUCAAUUUUCAGAUAAAAGGGACAACCAGGAUGUGCCCACCUGA
Molecule: messenger RNA, 1894 nt
Organism: Oenanthe melanoleuca
Lineage: Eukaryota; Metazoa; Chordata; Aves; Passeriformes; Muscicapidae
Product: glucagon-1-like
Exons: 4
Coding region: 246-656 (136 amino acids)
Biological process (GO): adenylate cyclase-modulating G protein-coupled receptor signaling pathway; negative regulation of apoptotic process; positive regulation of insulin secretion involved in cellular response to glucose stimulus
Cellular component (GO): extracellular region
Molecular function (GO): glucagon receptor binding; hormone activity
Source: RefSeq, a predicted model, not a curated record